Molecule: messenger RNA, 630 nt
Organism: Cantharellus anzutake
Lineage: Eukaryota; Fungi; Basidiomycota; Agaricomycetes; Cantharellales; Hydnaceae
Product: Rad52/22 family double-strand break repair protein-domain-containing protein
Exons: 3
Coding region: 1-630 (209 amino acids)
Biological process (GO): double-strand break repair via homologous recombination; double-strand break repair via single-strand annealing; mitotic recombination
Cellular component (GO): nucleus
Source: RefSeq, a predicted model, not a curated record
AUGAACUAUCAGCACGCGCAAACGCCAGUCCCAACAUCUGUUCCGUUCCCUUUCUCUUCAAACACGUUCAGCGCUGAUGUAUCCAUUGAGACUGCUCUAAAGAUUGCCGGGCUUCAGGCGAAGCUUGACAAGAGGCUCGGUCCAGAAUACAUCAGUCAACGGCCUGGCCCAGGAGGAGGCCCGAAGCUCACUUACGUGGAGGGGUGGAAAGUUAUUAAUCUCGCUAAUGAAGUCUUUGGAUUCAAUGGAUGGGCCUCGAAUAUUGUGAACAUCACGGUCGAUUAUCUGGACACAAACGAAGAAACUCAGCGCGUGAAUGUUGGGGUAUCCGCCAUUGUAAGAGUGACGCUCAGAGAUGGAGUAUUUCGUGAGGAUGUCGGUUACGGUGCUGUUGAGAACGUCAAGGGGAAGGGUAUGGCGUUGGACAAGUGCAAGAAAGAAGCGGUGACUGAUGCCAUUAAGCGCACAUUUCGAACGUUCGGCAACGUGCUAGGUAAUUGCUUGUACGACAAAACAUACUGCAAAGAAGUGUUGAAAAUGCCGAUCCCAGUGGUGCGUUGGUUCAGGUUGUUUAAACUACAUUUUAUCGACACUUCCAUAGCCCAAAUUCGACAGAAAUCAGCUCCAUAG